Molecule: messenger RNA, 648 nt
Organism: Kickxella alabastrina
Lineage: Eukaryota; Fungi; Kickxellomycota; Kickxellomycetes; Kickxellales; Kickxellaceae
Product: ribosomal protein S11-domain-containing protein
Exons: 3
Biological process (GO): translation; maturation of SSU-rRNA from tricistronic rRNA transcript (SSU-rRNA, 5.8S rRNA, LSU-rRNA); ribosomal small subunit assembly
Cellular component (GO): ribosome; cytosolic small ribosomal subunit
Molecular function (GO): mRNA 5'-UTR binding; small ribosomal subunit rRNA binding; structural constituent of ribosome
Source: RefSeq, a predicted model, not a curated record
CUCCACAAUUCUCUCGAUUUUUGUACGAACAGAAUUUUGUUAAUUAUAAAAAAUGUCGAAGAAGGCCAGUAAGACUAAGCAGCCCGAGCAGGUUAUCUCCUUUGGUCCCCAGGUUAAGCCUGGAGAGCUCGUUUUCGGCGUCGCCCACAUCUACGCUUCGGAUAACGACACCUUCAUCCACGUCACUGAUCUGACUGGCCGCGAAACCAUUGUCCGCAUUACUGGUGGCAUGAGAGUCAAGGCUGAUCGCGAUGAGAACUCGCCCUACGCCGCUAUGCUUGCCUCCCAGGAUGUUGUCAAGCGCUGCCUGGAGCUCGGCAUCACCGCCCUCCACAUCAAGAUCCGUGCUAUGGGUGGAACCCGCACCAAGACCCCCAACCAGGGUGGCCAGUCUGCUAUCCGCGCCCUUGCCCGCGCUGGUAUCAAGAUCGGUCGCAUUGAGGAUGUUACCCCCAUCCCCACCGAUUGCACCCGCAGAAAGGGUGGUCGCCGCGGUCGCCGUCUCUGAGCACGCUGCUUCUGCUGUAUUUGCAGGUGGUCUAUUUUUUUGCUCCGCCUCAUUAGCACUGCUUUGGUUCUCGAUUCCAUUCCUUUUUUAGUUUAUUUUUGCCCCUAUGAAAUAUACUAAUAUAUAUAUGGAUUUUGAAA